CGCCACAUUCAGUGGUUGUUAUGAAAAAAUGAAAUCGACAUCAUGCGGGCCAGGUUUUUCGAGGAAAGCAGUGAAGGGAUCGAAGAUCAUGUCCAUCAAAUUGUGUCGAAACGCAAACGCCAUGAACACUCUUAUUCACUGCUUGAAUGAUAAAGAUUUCUAUGACGAAUACAAUCGCCCAGUUGAAGACGAGGAGGGUGGAAAUCGUUGCAAGGUGGCCAAGGAAAAAAUUCGGCAGCGUUUACGAGUCGCCAAAUACAAAUGUGGUGAAACUGAAUAUACCAACCUGAAAACAGUCGUGGAGGACUUUGGGAAUGAGUUCAUUACCUUCUUAUAUCCCGAAUCUGAUGAUCAAAGCUGCAUUAUUGACGUCAACACCCGACAGGCGCAGGAGGGGCGUGGCCAGUACGACUAUGAAGAAAUUGAUGGAUGGAUUGAUUUUGUAAUAAAACCUUUCAACCUCAGUGUAAUCGUUGGUUAUGUAUUCUAA
This is a messenger RNA of Ostrea edulis (European flat oyster), 490 nucleotides long. RefSeq lists its product as uncharacterized. NCBI's taxonomy places the organism in Eukaryota, Metazoa, Mollusca, Bivalvia, Ostreida, Ostreidae. The coding region runs from base 29 to 490 and encodes 153 amino acids. The record is from RefSeq and is a predicted model, not a curated record. The transcript is spliced from 3 exons.